Molecule: messenger RNA, 1746 nt
Organism: Chaetura pelagica (chimney swift)
Lineage: Eukaryota; Metazoa; Chordata; Aves; Apodiformes; Apodidae
Gene: DOHH
Product: deoxyhypusine hydroxylase/monooxygenase
Exons: 4
Coding region: 1-1746 (581 amino acids)
Biological process (GO): peptidyl-hypusine biosynthetic process
Molecular function (GO): deoxyhypusine monooxygenase activity
Source: RefSeq, a predicted model, not a curated record
AUGCCAGGGAAGUGCCGUCUCACCCCCUCUUGUCUCCUCACUGUGCCGCAGCUCCUGAUUGCUCGCCGGAGAAGAACCAGCUGCUACUUCUACCCCCGUGCUUGGCCCAGCCUCAGGAGCGCAGACUGGUGGGAGCGGGUGGUCCUGAAGGAGUUUGGGCCUCAGGACUGGCUGGAGAAGUUUCGGAUGUCCAAGGAGACCUUCUUCUAUGUCUGCAACCGGCUGCGGCCUGGGCUGGCCCCGCACAGCACCCACUUCCACCCUGCCCUGCCCCUGGAGAAGAGGGUGGCCGUGGCCCUGUGGCACUUGGCCACCAACGUGGAGUACCAGACUCUCAGCCCACUCUUCGGUGUGGGGCCCUCCACAGUGCAGACGUGCGUCCGGGAGGUGAGCUAUGCUGUUGUCUUGCUGCUGAAGCCCCUCUACCUCCGGCUGCCCAACGAGAAGGAGCUGGAGAACAUGGUGCGCAUCUUCCGCACCCGCUGGGGCUUCCCGCACUGCAUCGGGGCCCUGGACAGUCUUCACAUCCCCAUCCACCCGCCCCUGCGCCUCAGCGCCGACUACUGCAACGGCCAGGGCUGGCACUCCAUCCUGACACAGGCCACCGUGGAUGGGCUGGGUCAGUUCUGGGACGUCUCCACCGCCUUCCCGGGCAGCAUGGAGAACAGCGCAGUCCUGGAGAGCUCCAGCCUGUGGGUGCUGGCCAAGGAGGGCCGGCUGUGCCCCAACCCUCCCAAGCACUUCAUGGGAAAGGCACAGAAGUACGUGCUGCUGGGCGAUGCCACCUACCCCUUGCAAGACUGGAUCCUCAAGCCCUACCAGGAGGAUGAGAAGCUCACCCAGCGGCAGCUGCAGUUCAACUACCGCCUGAAGCGAGCGCACAGCGUGAUCGAGAACGCCUUCCUGCGCCUGAAGGCGCGCUGGCAGAUCCUCCUCAAGUGUGACGACUGCAGCCUGGAGCUGCUGCCCACCCUGGUCCUUGCCUGCUGCAUCCGCCUGGGAAGCCCACGCCACCCCCUCCAACGAGGAGUGGCUGGAGGGCACCGAGCCCACCGAGCUGCCCAGGCCCUGCCAGCCCGCGCCCGCGGCCAUGGAGGACGGGCGGGCCGAGCAAGUGAAGCUCUGGGUGCAAUCGGGAACCCCGAUGUGCUGGAUGUCUUGAAGCGCUAUUCAGAGGAUCCUGUGGUUGAGGUGGCAGAGACGUGUCAGCUGGCAGUGAAGAGGCUGGAGUGGCUGCAGGAGAACAAGCAGGAUCCAGGCUCCAGCCCCUACCUCUCCGUGGAUCCUGCCCCACCUGCCGAGGAGACGGACGUGGCCGAGCUCCGCAGGGCCCUCCUGGACGAGUCCCGCCCGCUGUUCGAGCGCUACCGGGCCAUGUUUGCCCUGCGGAACCUGGGGGGCCCGGCGGCCGCGCUGGCGCUGGCGGAGGGGCUGCGUGCGGGCAGCGCUCUGUUCCGCCACGAGAUCGGGUACGUGCUGGGGCAGCUGCAGCACGAGGCCUGUGUCCCGCAGCUGACGGCCUGGCCGCGCAGCCGCUCCGAGAGCCCCAUGGUGCGGCACGAGUGCGCCGAGGCCCUGGGCGCCAUCGCCCGCCCCUCCUGCCUGGAGACCCUGCGCGCCUUCGCCCAGGACGAGGAGCGCGUGGUGCGGGAGAGCUGCCAGGUGGCUCUGGACAUGUACGAGUACGAGAACGGUGCCCAGUUCCAGUACGCCGAUGGGCUCUGCAAGCUGCAGGCCCCUGCCUGA